This is a messenger RNA of Paramuricea clavata, 2032 nucleotides long. The record is from the annotation of a GenBank genome assembly. NCBI's taxonomy places the organism in Eukaryota, Metazoa, Cnidaria, Anthozoa, Malacalcyonacea, Plexauridae.
AUGAACACACUCAGUCACAAACUACACCAGAUUUUCGUGAAGCAUUUAAUUAUUUGUAGGAAAUCAGGUGAAACAGAACGAAGAUGGACACCAAUCAUAUUAAAUUCUGCGAACUUUCCAUCAGGUAAUGUUAUGUAAAUCCAGAGUGCAAUAAUAUACAAUAUCGGACCACGGGAACAACACGCACAAAACAAAAACUAGGCAUGGGGAAUUGCGGAGUAAAAGAUAAACCUGGUCUUAUAAUCGUAGGCAUAUUACACUGGAAAUGUUUUUCAAAAUCGUUACUAUGUAAAUAAUAUGGAACUUAGUUGAAAAUAGUGUGGAAAUCCAAUUCUCAUACAAAUUGCAAUUUCCAUACUAUGGAUAUAGUGCCAAAAUAAAACUGAUAAAAAAUAGAGAGCUACACGUGGAGGAAAUGUUCAUUCGUGACAAAAUAUUCAACACGUUGGAUAUUUGUCUUACGCGUCACGAGUGACGAAAACGUACAAAAGUGCACCGCAAACGAGAGCUUUCUCCUUGCGCCAACAGUCACGAAAGACAUUUUGCUAAGCACAUAGCUCUAGUGUGCGCCGGGCUUAACAAAGGUUGAAUGGCAGUAGAUGUCUUAUGAGAUGCUCCAAAUGAUUUAAUCUUGUUCUAUGUAUAGGCACUAGUGAAGGCUUGAAAAGAGAGAACACGUGGGAGUACAGAAGAGAACCCCAAGUAUCUCGACCAAGACGACACCAGUCUGCUCAGGUGCAUAAAUCUGUAAAUACUUUGUGGCCUUUUGUCUUGUUACAGGUGACACAUUUACGAAAUCAUAGACUGUUGCAAUGAAUCAUCUAAAACACCUUUAUAUAAUUAGGUCAUCAGUAACAAGAUAAAUACAGUAGCUCCAACGCCGAAACCUCAAUCACGAAAACGAGGCUCUAUAGCCCAGUGGGGAUUUACUAUUUUGCAUAUUAUGCGAUGCAUGUUUACUAUUUAAUUAAAGCCCAUUUUCCACUAGGCGAAUUUGUUCGCGCGAAGCGAAAAACAAAUCUUGGCGAUGUGAUUAGUCAGGAAAAAAUUAGCCUCGAGAAUGUUGGAUCAGUUCCUACUUUUUUACAAAUUCGCCUAGUGGAGAAUGGGCUGUUGCAUUACGCAAUUUUUCGUGCAAGUUACAAUUUUUCUUAAUGAUGUUGCGAAACAAGUCUCAUUAACGAUUGUAACCAGGGAUGCAUUUACUGGGGGGUGCACCCCCUAGCCCUUGCUAGAGGGGGUGCAGGGGGGGGUGCAUUUUUCAUGAUAAAGCAAAAAAUUAUUAGAGACAAAAUGAGAUACAGUAAUUUGAAUAAUAACAUGAUGAUAAGCGAACUGUGAACAACUAUUACAAUUCAAAUACAGUAGUCAAGCAAGACUUUGCAGUGGUGAAGCAAGUUGAUGGGCGGGCCGCGGGCGGCACACAUGACCGACACAACUCGGCACCAGAGCUGGCAGAGCACCACCCCUCCCCGAUAAUGCUAGCGCUGGAUCCAUCCGUGAUUGUAAGAUUGCUUACAAUGGCCAAAAUUAUUGCGAGAAGAGUUAGAAGUGGCAUCUACUUUUAGCAACGGUUGCGGGGGUAGGGAUGAAAGCGGAUGCGGAUAUUACGGAUGAGAAAAUGCGGAUGGGAAAAUGCGGAUAAGAGGAUAAAACACGGAUGAGGGAAUAAAAUGCGGAUGAGAUGGUAAAUUGCAACGUGUAACAGCGGCUUUACAUCUUUGUGCAUGGCCACGAAUGUAAACAUUCAUUAUUGGGGAAAGCAGCGCUUCUUCAUGACGUCAUUAGUGCUAAGUAAAACAACACAAAGUACUGUAAACCCAAUGUGUACCCAGACAGCACUUUCCUUGCGAGUUCCAUAUAGUUUUAAUUUAUUUGGACAUUUGUAUUGUAACAUAAGUGCUAACAACGUUUCUUUUCUCUGCACACAGGCAAUAUUAAAGCCAAAAUGAACGUCUUGAACUACGCAAAGAAGUGGUAUUUAUAUUGUAUAUCUAUUUAUUUUUUAUAUUUAUUUUUCAUUAUUUAAUAA